GUAGUAAAUCUUCUCGUCGCAGUCGACGCGUGACAAUGAGUUGGAAAAGAGCUGCAGAGCCUGCGUUUCCAACCGUUUGGUACACUUUCCAGGCACCGGAUCCGGACAAUGACGACCAGUUGGUCACGUACCGGGUGGAAGAUCUGACCGAGAAUCGCUACGAUGAUAUCAUCCAGCACUACAAAGACUAUUUCGUGGACGAUGAACCGAUCUACGCUAGCAGAAACACCAUUCUGGAUGAGCUGGCUAUGAAGGAGUUGAGCGACUUCUGGCGAUGGUGCUUGGAACAACGGUUGACGGUGGUUUGCUACAAAGAAGGCUCCGCCGAGAUUGUUGGAGCGAAUCUGCUGCAUAUGGAACAGUCCGAUGAUAAGGGAAAUUGGGAUAUUUUCCAAAGCAAAACCAUUCAGGACGUCGUCAAGGCUCACUUGUACAUGACCGAACAGUUCAACGUUUUUCAGCGCUACAACGUGGACCGAUAUCUGACGGCGUACGGGUUGGCUCUGAACCGGCGGUACCGGGGUCGCGGGAUCGCCACGGAAAUUCUCAAGGCUAGGAUACCGAUCUGCCGGGCGUUUGGAGUUCGUCUAUCGGCGACCAACUUCACAGCUCAGGCGUCGCAAAAAGCGGCGGAGAAAGCUGGUUUCCGGAAUGACUUUGAAGUCAGCUACAAUGAUUUCGCUGACAUGGGACCAAUAUACUCGUUUCCGAAGAUUAAAUCUAAAAGUUUGAAGUUGAUGAGUAUGCCAAUCGAAUAGGAUAUGGUUAGCAACAACGUAACAAUACAUGCUCAUAAAGCAUUGUUAACAUAUUGUAGAUAACAGUUAGAAGAUAAGAAACACCUACUAAUAAAAUAAGUUUGUUUACUUACAUAAGCUAACGAUGGGAGCGAAAGCUAAACAGCUGACGACGGUGGCCAUACUUUAGGCGGUUUGUCAAUUUAGCAUUUCAAAUAAAUCAAAUUAAAAAAGAGGAAGUUGGUCUUUCAACU
This is a messenger RNA of Aedes albopictus (Asian tiger mosquito), 991 nucleotides long. RefSeq lists its product as uncharacterized. The record is from RefSeq and is a predicted model, not a curated record. Lineage: Eukaryota; Metazoa; Arthropoda; Insecta; Diptera; Culicidae. Gene Ontology annotation, molecular function: N-acetyltransferase activity. Bases 36 to 758 code for a protein of 240 amino acids. The transcript has 3 exons.